Liolophura sinensis is the source of this 8107-nucleotide messenger RNA. RefSeq names its product cAMP-regulated phosphoprotein 21-like. The record is from RefSeq and is a predicted model, not a curated record. Gene Ontology annotation, molecular function: nucleic acid binding. The transcript has 20 exons. The coding region runs from base 715 to 4047 and encodes 1110 amino acids. Lineage: Eukaryota; Metazoa; Mollusca; Polyplacophora; Chitonida; Chitonidae.
CAUAUCCCCCACAUGUGGUGUGUUGUGAAUGUGCUGCCUGGAAGUGCCUUCACCUGGCACCCUACUCUGAUUGGUCUCUGACAGUCUUAGAGUAGAUGAUGUCACUAUAGAGGUCAGCUAAGGUGACUUGCAUAUACAUGGUCAUGUUAAUGAGGUGAUUAUUGCAGGAGCUGAUGUGCACUGUAUGUGGUUCUAGGAGCUGGAUUCUGAUUGGGCCGCCCAGCCAGUCUUUCCCUCAGAUACACAAGAUUGUUAUUCAGGCCAGUGCAUUGAUUGAUUUUCAUUCUUAUUGCUUCCCUGUGGUAUUGUAUGUGAAGGGAAGCCAGCCUGUGGACGGAGUAUGUGAUCAAGUCAAAAGAAGGGCAGUAUUAGCUGAAGCCCAAUACAAGACAAGUGAAUCUACUGAUGGGGUUGAAGAACCCAGACUUGAAUGGACUUACAAUUGCCAGUUACUAUAGGUGUGUGAGUCUAACAUCAUCAGUCCUUGUGACCCUGGCCAAGUAGACCUGUGUGUACAAAUGGUGACCCAUUGCUGGCUGUGGGGCAUGGUUAUGUGAACCGUCAAAGAGGAUGAAUACACCUUGCCACACCCACAAACACCAACCAUAAGCAGGCGAGGAUCAGAAGAUAGAAACACGUUAUUACAUCACCAUCUGGCAAACAUCAAGGUUACAGGUUACUAUUGUGCCAUAUGAACAGGUUGACCUGAGCAGCAUGGCUGAUUCUAGUGACCGUAAACCUGCCCAGAAACGCUUGUCUAAGCAGAAUGAGAUCGAUGAUGAAGAGGAGGGGGAAGACAACAGUCCAAGCUCUGACCAAUCUGAUACUACGCUGACCGCUGGCCCGGACACACCUGGUAUCCAGUCCUCCCCUGACUCUCCCACUAACAAAGAGGAGGAGGAGGAGGAUGAAGAAGGGAGACAGCCCUCGCGGAGUCAAUCCUCCUCACCUGAGCAGACAAACAAAAACCAUUCAUACUCAAACUCGAAAGGGAACAAACUCCAGAGAAGUCAGGCUCUCACUGAGGAUGACUCGCCUCCCCCUGAUGAAUCUGCUGGUGGUGAUGGUAGUGGCCCCAAACAUAGAUCUGGAAAGUCCAGCAGAGCAAAGUUAGAGAAGACUGGUUCUGGAUCUCUGAGCUCUGAGGCUGGUACCUCGUCUAGUUUGUCCAGGGAUUCCAGUACUGAUGCCCCGUACACAGAUUCCUCAGGCAUUGACUUGGAGGAGUUCAUCAAGAUGACUCUGAACAGAACCCCCAAAGACAGACAAAUGCUUCUUCAGCUGGAGAAAGAUCUUUUGAAUUUUAUACAGGAGCCUGAUCAUCAUUAUUUAAAGUUUCCACCAAUGUCCUCCUAUAACCGGAUGUUGGUACAUCGAAUAGCAGCAUUUUUUGGGUUAGAUCAUAAUGUAGACCAAACAGGCAAGGCAGUUAUUGUGAACAAAACCAGUAAUACAAGAGUCCCAGAGUUUAAUUUUGGUGAUCAUAUACGCGGGAAUGGCGGUGGGCCCUUAGAAGUUCCACGGCGACUAUUAAAGAGAGAUGGGGGUAAAGGGGGAGAUAAGCCCCACCUUAACAACGACAAAAGAACAAAGUCUUUAGAAGAGCGACAGUAUGACUAUAAUCAGGCUCGAGCACGUAUAUUUCAGCAGCAGGAUAGUGAUCGAUCAACUACUUCAACAUACAGUGACCAUCUGGAUUGUUUGGGUAAACGGCCUGACAGUUUAAGCAGCAGUAAGGAGGAUGUGCGAUGGAGAGAAAUGAGGCCAUGGAGCAGUACAGACUCCAGUGGCUACAGUACAGACAGCAGCUUUAAGGGGAGACAACCUAUGACAAAAGCCAGCAGUUUUGGUGGAGUACCCAGUGCUAUUAUGGCAAGACCGGUUUUCAAAGGACCAUCAGUGUCCAAAACAGAUUCAGUGAGCAGCGGGGUUUCCAGUCUUGGUAGCCCAAUGACGCGCCCACCUGCUAUACCCUCUUCCCCAGGGAACCAGUCUGAUGCUAGCAUUCUGUCAGGCAGUAGUUCCUCUGGUCCCAUCUACUCUCCCCCACAACCAAUCAUAAUAGAAGGGGGCAACUCUAUGAUGAACUCUGGCUGCUAUCAUGUCAGUGGGAGUGGUCCUAACUCUAGCCAGCAGCAGAUCUAUUGGGUAGCCUCCAAUGCGGACUCUGUACCCCCAGGCAGUAUCAUCAUCAACCCACAAACAGGACAACCAUAUGUCAAUCAAGACGGAUCAUUAUAUCGCUAUCACCCUAAUCAGCCAUUACCCGGUUCCCCUUCCACACCAUCAGAGCCGGCCCAUCCCCACCCUGUGUAUGCCCAACCCACAGUUAUCCCAGUAGAGCGGCCUCCCUACACCCGGGAUGGGAGUGGAGGAAGCCGAGAGCUGUGUCAUCAAAUGUCCUCCUUCACAAUAGCAUCCCACGGGACAGAACCUGUGAUUGACUCAUCCCAGGGGGCGCCACAUGCCCCCAUCAUAUACCCUAGUGUUCACGCACCGCAGACAGGAAGCCACUCACAAUCACAAGUCAUUAUGCAACAACCAAAUUACUACGCAGGAGGCCAGUCUGGUGUGAGCGGGCCUCAGGUGCGCUACAUGUACCCGGUGAGCUACGUGAGUGGGCCACAGAGCCAGGUGCCCGGCUCAUUGGAGGGGGGGCAGAGCCACCAAACAUCAGCCAUAUCACAGUCUACAGGCCAGUACCCCUCCCAACAGUACGUUGUCCCCUACUCUGCAGGAUACCAGGGGAUUACAUAUCAGCAAGUCCCGUGCCAAAGCUCAGAGUCGUUCCAGCAGACGCCUUAUCCCCAGGCCGUGAACUACCCUAGUGCCCCUACAGACUCUGUUCAACCUCACUUUUCUGCCUACCCAGCAGGACAUCAGUUAUAUAACACCCAGCCUCCCAGCUAUGUACCACAGCCUCAGGCACCUCAGGGGCCCAUCUAUUACACUGUGCCAACCUCAAGUCCCCAGCCUACGUUUGCAUUCAGUACUCAAGGGUCAUUCCGCCCUACCACUCCACCUAGUCAAGGAAGUGUGGCGUCAGCCAAUCCAAGUUUACCAGUCAACCUGGGUCAGCCUGUGACCCUCACAGCACCUGCACCUCCGGCACAACCUCCAGGUAACUCCGUUAGUAUAAGCUCUCCACAGUACUUUCAGUAUCCAGCUUUCUCUCCGCUCUCCAGUGCUCAGCGCGCCCAAACACCGCAGCUGGUGCAGUAUGCCAGCUUACCACAGUCUAGUGGUGGACAGACUAUUCCCAUGGUAAGACCCAAUAUGCAAAUAAGUAUGCAAAUUCCAUCCCAAGGGACAACGCCUGUAACGGGAAGCAUACAGCAGACGAUACCAUCACCGGCAGGGCCUUGUGCAAUGAAAGGAUUCUUGUUUGACACCCGCGUACCCAAAUCUCCUGAGCUGGCCGGGAGCGGUGACGGUGGGGCGACUGUGUUCAUGGGUCAGAGCUUCAGUGUGGGACCCCCAGGUGCCGCUCCACCGGUGAGGCCUGGGGGAGGAGUGCCUAUCUUCAGGCCUCCAAACCCAGUCAACACAGCUGAUGGGAGAUUAUAUGGACAGUCCAUGACAGCAGGAAUCAGAUCACAGAUUCAGCCUCUACAGUUCCCUCAAAGGUUACCCUCUCCUCAGUCAACCAGUGGUAUACCAAUGUCUAAACCGGUGAGGGCACCACGUCGCGUAGCUAAUACGACUAAACAGGGCAGCAAGGAGGUCAUGACAGGCCAGUUGUCAGCCAUAGAGCUUCCCAAAGGUAGCCAUGUUCUAGAAGUGUGUGAUUUGCCACCUGGUGUCACACAGAUCCAAGCAAACAAACUUCUAGAGGACAUUGUUGCUAAAGGUGCCACCAUUCAGUACUACCCACGGAACAAAAGCUCUGUGGCUGUGACAGGAUCCACCCCCAUAUCAGACCUUACAGUGCUAGCAAUAUUCUCAGCAGGGCCCACUGCAUCCCAGGUUCUGCAAACCUACUCCAGCACUAACUUUACAUUAAGGUCAACACUUAAUGGAGAGCCCAGUAUAACAAGGCCAGAGUAAAUUAACAAGAUAAUAUUAUUAUGAAAUGGAGAAAAUAACCUGAGAGCACAUAUUUUUAUAGAAAUACGAAAUUUUAAAGGAAUAUUUUAUUUAAGAGUAAAUUAAGUACCAAUGUUUUAUGGUUGUUUAUGUGUGUUUGUCAGCUCUGAAGGAAUAACAUUACGGUCACAUGCUCCCUGCUCUGUCCAUGUGGCCUCCAGUGUUUGCCACUGGCCAGGGAGAGCCUCGGUUUACAGGACAGACUCAAGACAGUGGCUCUGUCCAUAUCUCAACUACUGUGAUUUUAUUUUUAUUGUUAUGAUUUAGUUGGCAUUAAGUGUAGACAAAGGGUGAUUAUAUGCGGUGGGGUGUAUUAAAGGUUUAAGGUUUUAUUGUUGUUUUCUGAGAUCAGUUCCAGUGUUUACUGAUUUGAAGUACUUGGCCACCUUAACAUAAAAAGGACUAUUGGCACAUGGCAGCACACUACCUUUAUCAUUGAGGGUAUUACUAUGGGGUUAUUCAGUCAGAUCUGACGGUGAUGUACUAGCUGUCUGUUCCUGAUUCUCACAGCCUGGGUAGGAGGACACAAGCCCUGAUGGGGACCCUAUUAGGUGUUACAUUGCAGUGGUUUACGCCAUCUCAGAGUGUUCCAUUGUCAGAUUCUGUGUCACCUGAUAUCUACAAAAAGUAGUCACGACAUGUAGGAAGGCACUCCAGUGUACAUGUUUUUACAGGGACAGUCCUGUACAAACCAAACUCGUAUGUUUUUGUCUGUCUCAUAUUAGCUGUGGCCGGUUUGGUGUUCAGCUCUAAACAAUCAUAACAUUUAUGGUCUGUGGCUGUUGUGCUAUGUACUCUAAAUACCUACUUUUAAAGUCAAGACCUUAGAUAUCACAUUCAAAUGACACACAGUACCUGCUGGUUUUUUCUUCAGCUGCAUAAUUCUAUCUGGAAACUCUGGUGGCUCUACCCUCAGUCAUAAUAUAACUUUCCACUGUACUGUAUGCUUUCUGGUUUCUUACAUAUGUACUUUUAUACAUUUCUUACAUUUUCUUGCACAAGCUCUCCCAAACUGCAGAUUGUUUCUCAUUCAUGAUGUCUGGACCAUGCCUGUCAUUUUGGCUGGGGUAAUGUUCUACACAUUGUUCAUGUGUUUGUGACAUGCUGUGGAAUGCUAAAGCUAAACGAUGUAGGUGUGACAGAAGCUUGGAUGGUUACCUUGCAAAAAUAUAAGCCGCAUAAAGACAAAUGUGUCUUGGUUUAUCCGUACUGUUCGCAACCCCGACUGGUGAGGGUUUAUGUGUACUGGUGAGCUGACCUCUGAGAUCUGAAUUGAUUCAAUAACUGUUGAUUUGAAAGGCACAAGUCUUUGACUAAUUACUGACUUGACUGGCUGUGGAAGUAUUGACGCAUUAUCAUUGGCUUUGAGCCACUAGCAACAUGGGAUACAACUUCUGACCAGUUAAUCGUUGUCGCUGACUGAGAUGUUAACUGGUCACUGGUGGACAGUGUAAUACUCUAUGGUUGAUGUACAGAACUAGGGGACUCAUCUCUUUACCUCACGCCUUCUUGUGCCUUGCACCACUUCUCAUUCAUCUCCACUUACAUGAAUGUGUAUCUCAUACAGCCAUCUACAUGUCUUUUAUGCACCAAUAGUAAAUAUUAUAAAUUAUAAAUAUGAAGUGUUGGAGUGAAAUGUUCAGCCUGUCAGUGUUGUGAUGGUCAUGACUGGUAGUGGGCCAUGUAGUGCUUUUCUUGUACAUUGACAACCACCCCAAAGCUUGUCUCUACAUUAUUCUUUUAUAGCAUUAUCUGGAUUGCUUUGAACUUGUACAUGUUUCAUAUGUUGUGCACCAACAGGGAGAACGAAAGUAUUUAUAAUUAUGGUGAUGAUUAUUAAUUUGUUUUUAGACGUGCGCAGCGCAUGGUGAAGUAGACCUGACCUCUGUGUUUCUCAGCAUAAUAAAAUCUAGCUGUAAGAGACCAUAUCAGUGGGCAAAAGCGGUAGUGAAAUGCAAGGCAGAUAUCACUUUCCAUCAUCACAAAAAGUGGGUCCAUUUCAAUUUCGUACAUGUUGAGAGACGAAUCCUUGUAUCAUUAAUUGUGCCGCAGAAUUGGGUGAAACCAAAUAGCUUGUCAUUUAAAGUUGCCAUGGGUUAUUGUUCAUUGAAAGUUCUGGGUAAAUUAGGACAUUGUUAGAUUUCCAUCUAAAAAUGCCGAAGUCAUAAAAGUGCAAUUGAAAACUUUUUGUUUUAUGUUUUAAUCUUUUUCUUAUUUACAUGCAUUAUUUUACGAAUCUGACUAGAUCCAUUUACAAGAACUUAUUCAUGUACAUUUACCUUUUGGGGCGAAUGACUUUUAAACGGUGUAAGUUCAAAACAAGUUAGUCUACCUGACUGCAGGUUUGCCCAGCUUGCCCACUUCCUCACAGUCAGGGUCAAGGAACAGGAUGUUCUGCUGCCUGAACAGCUUCAUGUAUUUGUCUGUAGAACAGUUUUGGGUAGGCCAUGAUGUUAAUAGCAUGGGGUGGAUGGGUCAUUGUCAGAAGCCGUGGUCAUGCACUCAUUGUUUUUAGCAUUACUAUUGAUAAAGUACUUAUGCAACUGUGUUCAAUUCUAAUUUACCGUGUGUCUUAUCAGAUGAACAGUUUCAUCACAAGUACAUGUGGGCUUCUGUUUUCAUACUCAUUGUAAUGUGUUUGAUUCAUACACUCCUUGUAUUGUUUUUUGUCUGGGAGUUAGUGGUCUCAGUUAACAUAUCCGGUGUUUUUCUCAGGCAGUUAUAGUGUCUAGGGCAGUGUAUGUUUUGUUUAGUGGAAGUACUUUUAGAUAUGAACAACACCCACCUAACGGGCCAUAUUCCACUUACCGCACAAGUCUAUGUCCUUAAUAAUCUGUUUUAUUUUCUCCUUCUGUCCACAUUAGUCAAAUAAUAUGAAUUCUCUAGUGAAACUUUGUCAAGUUUUUUUAGCCAGCUGAGAUGUAAUAUUGCCAUAUGUACCAGUUGCCAAAUUUCACUCAUGUCUAUGAAAAGGAUACGCUAUUUUGUUGCAAUAUUGUGUUGCUGCGUUCAUGGUUGUCUGUCACCAGGUGCCGUGAGGAAAACAAGUUUUAAACAUUUUUCAGGUUUUAUAUUUAUCUAGAACAGGGUUACAGAAGUUGAUGAAAUUGUUAGAUAUUUAGUGCAGUCCUUCUAUUUUGUAAAACACUUUGGCAUUUAGCCUGGUAUACAGCAAAGGGAAGUAACCUCUCUGUGAUCAGUAAUGAAUACACUAUGUGUAUAGUACUGUAGAUCUGACCAGGUUGCUUGGAUGUUGUCGUCAUUGUAGCUGUAACCGAUACUGACCACGCUACAUUCUGUCACUUGUUACUGUGCAUCCCAACCAAACUGUCACUGAUGUAUUCACUGUGAACAUAGUGUCAGAUGUGAUAAUGUUCCAGCACAAAGUUACUGUUUCACAGAGGCAGUAGAUGUACAAAUGUUUGUCAGAUUCUUUAAGUUUUAAACGAUGACUACAUUCUGUUUGUUGAAAAAGCACUGUUAGCUGAGUACUAUAUGUUAUAACGUCUCUGGUGCCGUUGGUUAAUUUUGACCCGAGUUAGUCAUGAUGUGUCAACACUGAGUGACCACUGGGAAAGCAGCUUUGACAUCACUAGCUGCCCUGCAGCAUAACCGAACACGGGUAACGUUUGGCUACUAACCAAGACAGAGACCAUGUGAUCUCGGGAUAUUAGAAGCAACUGUCUUAGGUGGUGAAUGUUGUCAGUUGUAGAGAGUCAGCAUGUGGGUGACAAGCCUCUGAUCUCAUCACUGUACUUUGGUUAGUUACUGGCAUACUCAAGGCAGUCACUGGCCAUGCUGACCUUAUGAGAUUGGGCUUGUUGAUUGUAUAGCAUUUCACACCAGUAGUUGCUGAUAUGUCAGUGGGUACUGUGCUAUAAGACAGUGGACUGGUGCGAGUCUGCCUGUCUGUUAUUGGUGUGUCCCCUCCCUGUAGCCGCUAACGUGUGUUAAAUACCUGUGGAGUGUUGUCUACUUCCAUGGAUAUCAGUGUUGACAUAAAAUCUAAGAAAAGUGAAAA